Micromonas commoda is the source of this 1074-nucleotide messenger RNA. RefSeq lists its product with no specific name. Lineage: Eukaryota; Viridiplantae; Chlorophyta; Mamiellophyceae; Mamiellales; Mamiellaceae. The record is from RefSeq and is a predicted model, not a curated record. The transcript has a single exon. The coding region runs from base 1 to 1074 and encodes 357 amino acids.
AUGUCCCUCUCCCCCGUCGUCCGGGCGGUACGGGACGCCGGCGAGAAGCUCACCGGAUCGUCCAACCUGACCCGCGAGGAGUUCCUCGGGUGCGUCCGAGACCUGGACACCGCGCUUCGGUCGCCCGGGGACGACGGCGACGCCGCGUGCGCGGAGUUCUGCGCCGGUCCACCGGGCGCGCCGCACCGCGCGGCCCUCGCCUGGUUCGCGGGCAAGCUCCGCAAGGGAGUCGUCGCGGACGACGUCGGGGAUCCGAUGCGAAAGAGGGAGGACGUGUUCACCACCGCCGCCGCGCUGCAGGUGCUCGUCAGCGCGUCGGGCGGCGACCACCGCGCCACCUUCGGGCACACCUCCCGCGACGGCUCGCACGAGCGCUGGCCCAAGCGCGGAUACGCGCUGUGCCACGCGCGCUGGGCCCCCACCGUCCUCGCACCCACCGGCAUCCUGCCCCCGCUCCUCGCCCUGACCCGGGCCAAAACCGCGGGGCCCCAGGUGUGGAUGCGAGCGCUGCAGCUCGCGGGGUCCAUCGCGCGGUGCGACGACGCGGUGGCCCACGAGAUGGCCCGCACGGGGUGGCCGCGGGUGUGCGCCGAGGUGGUGAAGGCGAUACCGGACCAGGCAUGGGACGAGGCGCGCGCGAGGGAGUUUAUCGUGGAGCGAGAGGUUUGGCAGUGGCUCGACUCGCGGUUCGCGGCGUGCGCGCAAACGCACACGGACAAACCCCGCAAUACCCUGCGAUCGUUCACCGUCGUCGAGAGGCUGGGUCCCGAGGGGGGUGCCGAGGGGGGUGCCGAGGGGGGUGCCGUCGGCGGAUGCGCCACGUCGGAUGCGCCGUCGCUGUCGGACACGGAGUGGUACGGGAAGCUCGUCCGCGUGGACGGGACGAACGGGACGAGUUUGCUCGGGUUCGCCGUCGCCGCGUUCGACGACGCCGACGUGGCGGUGUUCCUCGCGGACGACGGGGGAGGCGGGCGGGUGGUGAGCGCCGGGGUGGGGCACGUGUCGCUGGUGCACGACAGGUUGCGUCCGUUACGGGAGCCGUUACAGGAGGCGUCGACGUCGGACGGACGAUAG